Messenger RNA from Mytilus trossulus (common blue mussel), 4786 nucleotides. Its product is annotated as OTU domain-containing protein 3-like. The coding region runs from base 229 to 1431 and encodes 400 amino acids. The transcript is spliced from 9 exons. Gene Ontology annotation, biological process: protein deubiquitination. NCBI's taxonomy places the organism in Eukaryota, Metazoa, Mollusca, Bivalvia, Mytilida, Mytilidae. Gene Ontology annotation, molecular function: cysteine-type deubiquitinase activity. The record is from RefSeq and is a predicted model, not a curated record.
CGGUUUGACAGGUUGCUAUGCUUUGUGAAAUAGGUAUUUCUUAAAGUUUCAUAUGGAAACUUAUUUUAAGAAAAUUGCAAAUUGGGAAAUAUAUAUUUAAGCGAUUUAUUGGAAAAGUACAUUUAUUCUGCAUGCCAAUCAUUCAGUACGAACGUGUUGACAGCCUGACUUUUCAACAGGUGAUUUUUGAGUCACACCUGAUUAAACUUUCAUUAUACAAAACACACAAUGUCAGCUAGAAGAAUUCGUGUGAUAGCUGCCAGAAACCAGAACCCUCGGUACGUCCAGGCUGGUCGACAAGAUGUUGUCAGUAGAAAGAAAGAAGAAAGACAAAUCAGACAACAGCAUAAACGAGAGAAACAGAUUGACUCAUAUUUAGCAGAUGAUGAAAAUUUUCCAAGUUUCUCAACACAGCUAGGAAAAUUAGGUCUUCAGCUAAGAGAUAUUCCUGGCGAUGGAAACUGUUUGUUUAGAGCACUUGGUGACCAGUUAGAAGGCCACUGUCGUAACCACUACAAGUACCGCUUUGAGAUUUGUAACUACAUGUCUGAACACCGAGACGAGUUUGAACCUUUCGUAGAAGAUGACACACCAUUCGAAAAAUACAUAAAGAACCUGAGUGCCAUUGGAACCUAUGCUGGGAACGAUGCCAUUGUGGCGUUUGCUAGACUGUAUCAAAUCAAUGUCGUUAUACACCAGCUUAAUUCACCCUUUUUAUUGAUUCAGGGACCUAAGACACAAAGUCAAACAAUAAAACAGAUACAUAUCUCUUACCAUAAUGGAGACCAUUAUUCUAGUGUACGUAAACAUGGUGAUAAUACAGAAUCUCCAGCUAAUAUCAGGGUGAAGAUUGGAAGUGACAGCCAAUCAGCUGCAGGGAAUAAGUCUCAGGCAAACGGUGUCACGAAUGGGGACAUCCCAUAUUGUGGCAGGGUUGUUAAAGCUGUCAGAGAUGUGGAGAUAAUAGAACAAGAAAUAAUGGCUGCCACUGGUUGUGAUGAUUUGACAAUGAUACAUGAGUCACUGUAUGAAUGUGAUAAUGAUGUUGAUAGUGCUAUUGCCCAUAUAUUACAGAUCAUGACUCUUACAGAUGAAAGUUUUAAUACAGAGACUUCCUCUGAGGUAUCACAAAGAACAUCAACAGAUAGUGGAGUUUGUACUGGUAAUAAUUCCCCUGUAUCUAGCCAUGUGAGGGACAAUAGUUAUGGUGGCAGCUCUGGAUAUGACUCUAUCGGCAGUAAUGGAGGAGCUAGACCUAAAAAGGACGCUAGGGUCACAGCAAAAGAACGAAAGGAAGCAAAGAAGAUGGAGAAGAAGAAAAGAGCCGAGGAAAGACACAGGAAUAAAGUUGGUGGAAUGAAAACACAAUUCAGUGAUGAUGAAGAUGUGCACACUGUCAUCACUAAAGAUAUAGCUAUGAUGAAAAUCUAAGCCUGAAUUACUCUUCCAUUUCUCAAGCAAGAGAAUUGAAGAUAAAGGUUGUGAGAAUACUCACUUGUUCAACUUGAAUGUUGAUGUAAAUAGUAGAUUUAUAUGAAAAAGACUUGUCUUUAAUAUAAAUUGAAUUAUAUGCUCAAUUAUAGAGAAAAAUUAUAUAUGAAUCACGAAAAUUUUAAUACAAUUUUUCUUUAUUGUAAAAAUAUGUCUCCUUCAGGGUUGUAAUGUAGAGACCUGAUACUGACGGCUUUUUGAAAAUGAUGAAAAUGUAAUUAUUAUUUAGUAUUUGUUUAUGUAUAUUUAAGGGAUUUAUUUUAUUUUAGAAAAAGGAAAGCUUUAAAAGUGUGAGGAAAGUUCAGAUUCAUACUCUCUGCUCCUCUGAACCCUAUUUAAACAUUCAUGGCAGAGUUAAAUUUAUUGCUAUUUGCAAUCCCUUUUUUUGAAAGGUUUGUUCAAAGUCCAAAAACUAGCUUUUGUCAUGAUGAUUGGAAGGCCCAAGUCUCAAUUGAAUAAAACAAAGUCUCAGUUUAAGGUUUUAUAAAAAAAAUUGAGUAUGGUAAAAAGUUUUUAAAAGCAAAAUUGUCUCAAAAGAAAUUUAGCAUUAAAAAUUUAAAAAUGAAUGUUUCAGCUAUAAAUUAAUACAAAUAUGUUAUAAAUUACUAAGAAAAAUCCUAUAAUCAUUGUAAGAAUGACAAUUUUAGACUUAUAUGUAAUAGUAGAACCUAUAACCAAGUAACCAAACAGGAUUUAUCUGAUAUUUGAUGUUUUAUAUAUAUAAACACUUGUAAAUAUUACUAACUUACUUGCUUAGUCCUUACUCUGCCUUAUGGGACUUAGGGCAAGGACAAGUUGUAAGUAUAUAUUACUUCUAUUGAUUUUAAUGAAAAGAUAAUAUACCAUAUAUGUUGAAUUAUCCUUUUUAUGUCAUUGAAAGAUCUGUCUUUCCCAUUUGAACUAAUCCUCUUUUCCAGUGACAAUAAGAUUCAUAGUUUUUAUCCUAGUUUAUUCACUUUUGAGGGAAAUGCAUGUUUGCAUUUUGCUUUGACUUGUUUUAAAAUCAUGCAUCAACAGUGUUGAAUUACAUUGUUCACUACUCUAAACAAAUGUGUCAUUUUCAAAAAUUAUAAUAAUAUAAGUAAGUCUCUAAUAAGAUACAUUUAUCUGAAAUAGAAUUUGUCAAUUAAGUAUUGGACAAAUACAUAAUUCUACUAUGUAGAUUAAACUAUAACAUAUUUACACUUGUAUGCAAAUUUGUCCACCAUGACGUAAAAUCACACAGGUUCCCGUAAACUUUUACAUCAUAACUUCAAAUAUUUGACUUCACAAUUCAAAAGUGAUUGUUGCUUGACGUCGAAAGGUGAUUCGGAGUCAAUCUAAGGUCAUUGGGAGGCAAGAUACAGCUAAAUACUGAAAGUGUAAAUUCCUUUAUUGAAACCAGGGCCCAUUGUAUUAUAGUUGUUACAGUAAAAUAAUAUGCAAAUUGUUAUAUACCAAGUAUUAUCUAUAUAAGAGCCAGUAACUAAUAUUGUGUAAAUUAUAAAAUGUAUUGUUUAUGUAGAAAUAUGUCUCAUUCCACUCCGUACUUGGUGUUCAUAAUGUUUUAGUACUGUAAAUAUUGGUACCUAAAACACAAUUGACCCAAAAGAUCAUUUUUAAAAUGUUGUUUUUUUUCCUUUUCCCUAUUAUCUACAGAUAACUUCAGAAAAAGAGAUGUUGACUGUCAAGCUUCAGUCAAAUUUUGGUUCCAAUAAAAACAAUUUUUAAAUUUAAGAAAUUAUCUAUCAUUUGUUAAAAAAUUGGGAAAAUAAUUUUUCAAAGUUAUAUUUUUUUCACAUUUAGAUUAAUAUAACAUGCUAAGGAUCAUCAGUACAGGGUUAAAAUCAUGACAGUAUUCAAUUUAAAGUGUAUAUAUAAUUGUAAAUAUGUUAAAUAUUUGUUUAUGUUAAUGAUUCUUGUUCUGUUAUACUGUUUUUGAAUAUACUAGCUAUUUACCAUGACAUUUUAUAUAUAUAGGUUGUAUUUGUUCUUGUUUUAGGCUGUUCUAGAAUAGAACACAUGGGAGUCAUGUUAAGUUCCUAACUUCCUAUGACUAAAAUCAUACCAAAUUUUCAAUAACUAAUAAUUCUUAGGAAAUAUUUAGAAAAAUGCAUCGGCCUAACCGGCUCCAACUCCUAUCGCUCAAUCACAAACAAUUUUGGAAAAGCCUUAGCAUACAUGAAUGUUUGCUUCAUUGAUGAUUACAUUCUUUUCAAAGACAGUAAGCUCAUUCAAGAUAUUACAAUACUUUUACUUAUCUAGUUAUUAUCUAGAACAUUCUUACUGUGAUUUCAUUGUAUAUUUUAUACUGAUAUGUACACCAAGUGCUUAUUUACAAUUUUUUGUCAUGACAAUGAAUUUGAAAUCCUUUUGUUUCAGAAGAUUGAUCGAAAUAUUGUUUUAUUUUGCAUACCCUAUUGUGUCUUUCAAAAAAUAUUGAUUUUAAUAUUGAAAAUAUUUAGCUAAAAAAAAUUGGCAAAAAAAAAGUAUGAAAUUUGUAUCAUAAAACUAUGAAUAAAUACAUUGAAUAUUUAUUACUUAAUAUAGUCAAUGUGUUAUUUGAUUAAAUUGGAAGACUCAAUAAAAGACAGAAAUGCAGAAAAAAUAAUAAAAGUUUGACAUUAACAGUUUUUUGGAUAAGGUUUUAUUAGCAUUUUAGCACUUGACAUUAAAAUAAAGUACUCAGAUAAAAGAUAACUGGAUGUCUGCCUUGAAAAUUGAUAAUCUUUGUUAUCAAUAUGCUACACCUUGAUGUUCAAACAAUUUGUUGCAUGAGUUGUCUCUCUUGAGUGUUAUGUACAAUAAAAAGGUCAGAGAACUAGAUUGUUUAUUUACUGGGGAUUCAUUAAUUUUUUUGUGGGCACCAAUUUUCAUGGAUGAAGGAAAACUUGCAUAUUUGUGGACAUUUAAUUUCAUUUUUUUGGGUAAGUCUUUAUACAAGCCUUUAAAAAUUUAAUUUCGUGGUUCGCUUAUAAUCCUUAAAUCUACAAAAAUUGGUAUCAAACGAAUAAUUAUGAAUCCACAGUACUUGGAUUUAAAAAGUGAUCAGAAGGUGAAGGUUGUAAUAUCAAUUACAAGUAACUUUUACAAAAUCAUGGGAUUUCUAAGAUGGUCUAGUAUUGAGUUUGAUAAUCAUGUUUUUGUACUCUUAAUUUAGCCACGAUUCUUUCAUUUGUAAAUAUGUGAUAAUGUUAUAUAAUAAUAAUGCAAUAGGAAUGUAUUCACAUAUCAAAAGGGAUUUAUAUGCCCAGUUUAUGUUCUGUGUUAACUCAUAUUUGCUUGUUGAAAUUAUAUUAAAAAAAUAUUUUAUUAA